Molecule: messenger RNA, 2920 nt
Organism: Quercus lobata
Lineage: Eukaryota; Viridiplantae; Streptophyta; Magnoliopsida; Fagales; Fagaceae
Product: MA3 domain-containing protein
Exons: 4
Coding region: 337-2496 (719 amino acids)
Biological process (GO): negative regulation of DNA-templated transcription
Source: RefSeq, a predicted model, not a curated record
UUGGAUUUUGUAUAACAUUAUAAUCCAGUCUUUUUCUAUUUCAUGUCUCUUCAAUAAAAUAACAAGGCUUUCCUAAUAUGUUGAAACGAAUUCUUUGAAGGUUCUCAUGGCACACUGGCAAUGCGUGCCUCUUUUCUGGAGCUUCAUUUUAAGCAAAGAAUCAACAUCGCAAAAAUAGAUUGGGGAUGUACAGUUCUUUUAAUGUGUUAUAAGAGGUAGGGAUUAUAGUGGCCGGGGUUUGUGAUUAAUUGAGUGUUGUUAAUCUGUGCAAAUCAAUUGUAUUAUAUGUUCUCUAAGUAUAAGUAAGCGAGAAGGGAAGUUCAGUAUAUAAGUGUGAUGGAGUUCAGAGAUGGUUCUGCAUCAAAUGAUCAUCAGGAGCUUCACAAAUCUGUUAUAGAGGGUGCACAUCAUUUAUCUGUUUCUUCAUUGCGGAUUUCUCCCAAGUCUUCAAGGUCUCCAAACUCACCAAGGUCCCCCAGGUCACCAAGUUCACCAAGUGUUCCAAAGUCUCCAAGGUCCCCAAGGGUGCAUGGCAAGGGAAGUCCACUCAAGAAUGAUAGGCAUUCACAUUCAUUGAUAGAUGGGCGUCCUAAAAAAGGUGGUUCGGGGGGAAAAGGUACCUGGGGAGGGUUACUUGAUAUAGACGAUAACUAUUUUAUUGACCCUAAUGACCCAAACUAUGAUAGCAGUGAGGAAUGUGAAUAUUCAGAUGCAAGAAAGUCAACAGAGGAAUUUGAGGAGUACAAAAAGAAGGCUACCAUAAUAGUGGAGGAAUACUUCGCCACUGAUGAUGUUGCCUCUACUUCGAAUGAACUGAGAGAACUUGGAAAGCCUGGAUAUAGCUACUAUUUUGUGAAAAAGCUUGUGUCUAUGGCUAUGGAUAGGCAUGACAAAGAGAAAGAAAUGGCUGCUGCUCUGUUAUCUGCACUUUAUGCUGACGUCAUUAACCCCCCACAAGUUUACAAAGGUUUCAGUAAAUUAGUGAAAUCUGCAGAUGACUUGAUUGUAGAUAUACCUGACACAGUUGAUGUUCUUGCACUGUUCAUAGCUCGAGCUGUGGUUGAUGACAUUCUUCCUCCGGCAUUUUUAACUAAAGAAUUGGUUUCCUCACCUGAAGAUUCUAAAGGGGUUGAAGUCUUAAAAAGAGCUGACAAGGGAUAUUUAUCAGCCCCUCUCCAUGCCGAUUUUAUUGAGCGGCGAUGGGGGGGUAGCAAGAAUAAAACAGUUGAGGAUGUGAAGGUUAGGAUAAACAAUUUGUUAAUUGAAUAUGUGGUGAGUGGUGACAAAAAAGAGGCUUGCAGAUGUAUCAACGAUUUGAAAGUUCCAUUCUUCCACCAUGAAAUAGUUAAAAGGGCUCUUAUAAUGACAAUGGAGAGGCGGCAAGCUGAAGGCCGGCUACUGGAUUUGCUGAAGGAAGCUGCUGAAGAAGGAUUAAUUAACUCAAGUCAAAUAUCAAAGGGAUUUGGUCGGAUGAUUGACACUGUUGAGGACUUAUCACUUGACAUACCUAAUGCGAAGGCAAUAUUGCAGUCAUUGAUCUCUAAGGCAGCAUCAGAGGGAUGGCUGUCUGCUUCAUCUUUGAAGUCCCUCUCAUUGGAGCCAGAAAAGCAAGCACUAGAUGUCAGUGAAGCUAGAAUUUUCAAGAUGAAGGCUCAAUCCAUUAUUCAAGAGUACUUCUUGUCUGCUGAUAUUUCAGAGGUAUUCAGUUGUCUAGAAUCAGAAAACAAGACUUGUUCAGCAGAAUUGAAUGCUAUAUUUGUUAAGAAACUGAUAACUCUAGCAAUGGACCGGAAGAAUAGGGAGAAGGAAAUGGCUUCUGUAUUACUGUCAUCUUUGUGUUUCCCAGCUGAUGAUGUUGUAAAUGGGUUUGUGAUGCUGAUAGAAUCUGCAGAUGACACUGCUCUGGAUAAUCCAGUUGUUGUUGAGGAUCUUGCAAUGUUUUUAGCUAGAGCAGAAGUGGAUGAAGUCCUAGCCCCCCAACACUUGGAAGAGAUUGGAAGCCAGAGUUUAGGGCCAGAGUCGAUUGGGAGCAAAGUGCUUCAAAUGGCAAGGUCAUUGCUAAAGGCUCGACUUUCUGGGGAACGCAUCUUGAGGUGUUGGGGUGGUGGAGGAAGCAGCAGGCCUGGGUGGGCAGUCGAGGAUGUCAAGGACAAGAUUGGAAAGCUGCUUGAAGAGUUUGAGUCUGGAGGAGACAUUAGAGAGGCUUGUCGCUGCAUAAAGGAGUUGGGCAUGCCAUUUUUUCACCAUGAGGUUGUUAAGAAAGCUUUGGUGACAACUAUGGAGAAGAAGAAUGAAAGAUUAUGGGGUUUGCUUGAGGAGUGUUUCGGCUCUGGGCUCAUAACUAUGAAUCAGAUGUCUAAGGGUUUUGGGAGGGUUGCAGAAUCUCUUGAUGACUUGGCUUUGGAUGUUCCUGAUGCUAAUAAACAAUUUACACAUUAUGUUGAACGAGCGAAGAUUGCAGGGUGGUUGGAUUCGUCAUUCUGUCUCAGCAGAUGAGGACGUGCAACAGAGAUUGGCACAUGCUAUGCUAAUGAUAUUGUCCUGUUGUUUGUAUCUUUUUUCACUACUCAACUUCUUGGUCAAUAGAAGACUACAACCAAGUGGAUAUUGGAUACUCAAAUUACGUACAGAUAUUAAAGUCUAUAUGUACUUCAGAACCUAUCUUGGAUAGUCAUUAUGCCACUCAUUAAGAAAGAAUCCAGACAUGCAUCUCAUUUCCAUCCUGAAGCAAACUUGUAAAAGUUUCAUGGGUUCUAUUGGAAGGUGAUUUUGAAGAUUUAAAUAAAUUUUGUAACACUCAUAAUUUUAGCUGCAGGUUGGUUUUGAAAAUUAAUUGUAACCUUAUUUAUUUAAUUUAAGAAAGGAAGAGGGUUUAGAUACUUUAGAUUGAUUCUCUUGGAGGAAGUAUAAACAACUAUUG